UAUGAUCUGCUUUAAACCUUUCCUGUACUUAUAUUCACUGCUUGAACUCGUGCUCUAAAUGCUGUGCUUAUAAUAAUAAUCUGAUGAAUAACAACAACAUCAUUAAUUAUUCAUGACUUGAAGUGGUGCUAAUUGAUUUAUUAAUGCAAUAAGAAAUAUGGCGGAUGAUACUUGGCAGUCAAAGAGCUCGGGAAAGAAACCUUGUAGAGCCUGCACGGACUUUAAAACAUGGAGCAAACAACAGAAACAAAAUAAUACUGGCCAAUCUUCACAAUCAAGCAGCCCCAAAGUCACAGAAGAGGCUCCCAAACCUCCUGCCGACUGUCCCGUGGAUAAAGAUCAGUUGGGUAGAGCUACUUGGACCUUUCUCCAUACAAUGGCAGCCUAUUAUCCCGAGGCACCUUCAACCAGUCAGCAACAAGAGAUGACCAUGAUGAUGAGGACAUUUUCCAAGUAUUACCCUUGUGAUUACUGCAGUCACCACAUGAGGGAAUGGUAAGAGAAAGAUAUAUUAAAAUAUGAAUAUAAAUAAUAGGAGAGCUUUAAGUUAUAUAAAUAAAUAUAUAAUAGGAGAGUUUGGUUAAAAAUGGCGUAUUCUCACUUUUUCAUU
Molecule: messenger RNA, 610 nt
Organism: Amphimedon queenslandica
Lineage: Eukaryota; Metazoa; Porifera; Demospongiae; Haplosclerida; Niphatidae
Product: FAD-linked sulfhydryl oxidase ALR-like
Exons: 2
Coding region: 158-499 (113 amino acids)
Cellular component (GO): mitochondrion
Molecular function (GO): flavin adenine dinucleotide binding; flavin-dependent sulfhydryl oxidase activity
Source: RefSeq, a predicted model, not a curated record